Plutella xylostella (diamondback moth) is the source of this 660-nucleotide messenger RNA. Lineage: Eukaryota; Metazoa; Arthropoda; Insecta; Lepidoptera; Plutellidae. The record is from RefSeq and is a predicted model, not a curated record.
UUGUCCAUGGGAUACCGGAGGACAAGAAGGAGGAUGUGGCCAACACUGCAGUGCAGGUGAUCACAAAGCACACCAAGGUGCCUGACUUGUUCUGCAGACAAGACAUCGCUCGCAGCCACAGGAUGGGGCGCAUGGGUGACAAGCCGAGGCCCAUACUUGUCAAAUUCAAGGACUUGGCUCUCCGGAACACGGUUUGGUACUCCAAGGCAAAGAUGAAGGGCAGCGGAGUCACUCUCUCUGAGUUCCUCACCAAGCCGCGACAUGAAGCAUUCAUGGCGGCUCGGGAGCGGGUCGGCGUGAAGCAAUGCUGGACGCGGGACGGCUGCGUGGUGGUGCUGGGAGCCGAUGGCAAGCAGCAUCGCGUCGUGACGCUCGCUGAGCUCGACCAGGUUUGUCCGCCGACCAGUCAGAACGUCGGUCAGGCGGCGCCAAAGGCCGCCAGCAGCAAAGCACCGGACGUGUCGUUGGCAUCCAGCAGAGCGAAGAGAGUCGCAUCAAGGAAGUAAUGGUGUGGUGUGCGCUUGAUAAAAUUUAUUUUUCCUUUUAGUUUUCGACACAAACUUAUACCCUCUUUUAUUAAUUAAUUUCUUUUUGUGUUGUUGAUAAUAUGCAUGCAUUAUCUGUGAUUGUCCGUUUCGUUUUAAAUGUCAAUGUCAAAAU